Molecule: messenger RNA, 4523 nt
Organism: Myripristis murdjan (pinecone soldierfish)
Lineage: Eukaryota; Metazoa; Chordata; Actinopteri; Holocentriformes; Holocentridae
Gene: hip1
Product: huntingtin interacting protein 1
Exons: 32
Coding region: 161-3307 (1048 amino acids)
Biological process (GO): clathrin coat assembly; actin filament organization; endocytosis
Cellular component (GO): clathrin-coated vesicle; presynapse; cortical actin cytoskeleton
Molecular function (GO): clathrin light chain binding; actin filament binding; clathrin-cargo adaptor activity
Source: RefSeq, a predicted model, not a curated record
GAAAGGCCAAGUGAGCCAGCGGACGGCGAGAGGAGCGUAGUGCAGCAUGGACUGUUGCCCGCCAUAGUCCGUGCAGCUUGUUUUUUAUUUUUUAUUUUAUACAGCAUAUUUAUCGGCAGAAAGGGAUCAUCGUUGCUGUGCUCAUUUGUCACGGGCAACAAUGGAUCGAGUGAAAAGCUCCAUGCAGCAAGUACCCAACGCUAUCCCCAAAGUGAUACGACGGACCGGAGGGGCCAAUAGUUUGGAGCUGGAGAAGGAAAACUUUGAGAGAGGGCAGGCUGUCAGCAUCAAUAAGGCCAUCAACACACAGGAGGUCGCUGUCAAAGAGAAACAUGCCAGGACCUGCAUCUUGGGGACCCAUCAUGAGAAAGGCGCCCACACUUUCUGGGCAGCCGUCAACCGGCUUCCCCUCUCCAGCAACGCGGUGCUCUGCUGGAAGUUCUGUCACGUCUUCCACAAGCUGCUGCGAGACGGCCAUCCAAACGUGAUAAAAGAUUCCAUGAGGAACAAGGCUGACUUGACUGAUAUGAGCAGGAUGUGGGGUCACCUGAGUGAAGGCUAUGGGAAGCUGUGCAGCAUCUACCUCAAACUGCUCAUCACCAAAAUGGAGUUUCACAUCAAAAAUCCCCGUUUUCCAGGCAACCUGCAGAUGUCAAACAGACAGCUUGACGAGGCGGGAGAGAAUGACGUUAACAACUUCUUCCAGUUGACAGUAGAGAUGUUUGACUACCUUGAGUGUGAGCUCAACCUAUUCCUGGGCGUGUUCAGCUCUCUAGACAUGUCUCGGUCGGUGUCGGUGACGGCAGCGGGUCAGUGUCGCCUGGCCCCCCUCAUCCAAGUCAUCCUGGACUGCAGCCACCUGUACGACUACACCGUCAAGCUGCUGUUCAAGCUGCACUCCUGCCUUCCAGCAGACACUCUCCAGGGCCACAGAGACCGCUUCCAGGAGCAGUUUAAGAAGUUGAAGAGUCUGUUCUAUCGCUCCAGUAACUUGCAGUACUUCAAGAGGCUGAUUCAGAUCCCACAGUUGCCUGAGAACCCUCCCAACUUCCUGCGUGCUUCGGCUCUGUCAGAGCACAUCAGCCCAGUGGUGGUGAUCCCCGCUGAGUCAUCGUCCCCCGAGUCAGAGCACGUGGUGGAGACAGAGGACCUGGUGGACACAGACAUCCCCGUGCUGCCGGCUGCAGUGGAGACCAAGUUUGAUGACCUGUUCGGCACCUCAGCCGCUACAGACCCCUUCAACUUCAACAGUCAGAAUGGCAUGCGCAAGGAUGACAAAGACCGUCUGAUUGAGCAGCUAACCAGGGAGAUCCAGGCCCUCAAGGAAGAGCUGGAGUCUUUUAGACUGGAGAGUGGCCGGCUGUGCCAGGCGCUGCGGGGGCGUGUCAGUGAGCUGGAGGCGGAGCUUGCAGAGCAGAGCCACCUGAGGAUGCAGGCUGCAGGGGAGAGCGAGUUCCUCAAGGCGGAGCUGGACGACCUGCGCCGGGUGAAGGAGGACACGGAGAAGGAGCAGCGGAGCCUCACUGAGAUAGAGAGAAAGGCUCAGGCCAAUGAGCAGCGCUACACCAAACUGAAGGAGAAGUACACGGAGCUGGUCCAGAGUCAUGCAGACCUGCUGAGGAAGAAUGCAGAGGUGACCCGGCAGAUGACGGUGGCACGGGCUGCGCAGGACGAGGUGGAGGCGGUGAGGAAAGAGAUGCAAGAGAAGGUGAAGGCGGCCCAGGAGGUUGCAGACAGACAGGAGCGCGAGCAGCUGGAGCAGCUUCAGGAGCUGCAGAAUGAGCUGGUGUCCAGCAGGGCAGAGCUCGACACCCUCAAAACCACCGUGGCUUCAUCCCAGCAGGCUUCAAGUGAGGCGAUGAGCUCUCAGAUGUCCACCUUGGAGUCGGAGAAGGCGGAGCUAGUGGAAACUCUGUCUAAGAAGGAGUCGGAGCUCACUGUCCUCGGGGAGGAGCUCGAGCGGGUGCAGACGUCUUUGGCCAGUGAAAGGGAGAGCGGGGUGAAGACGGCAGAAGCCCUGCAGAAUCAGCUCAAUGAGAAGGAGAGCAGGGAGCAGGCUUUAGAGAGCCAGCUGGUCGCGGCUCGCUGGUCCAGCCUGCUGGCAGCUGUGGAAGAGGCAGAGCGGAUCAUCCAGGACUCCCUGGCUCAGAUCGAUGACCCGGCACACAUCAGCUGCACCAGCUCCGCAGACUACCUGGCAUCCAGGUGUCAGGCCUCCUUAGACUCUAUGGACCGCCUCCACUCUGCCAGAGAGGCCUUCCUGUCUGACAGCACAGGUGUGUCUGAGCUGGUACGAGCAGUCACCCAAUGUGGCCACCUAGUGGGCGACACCAUCAUUCAGGGCAGCGCCACCUCUCACAUGGUGCCUGUGGAGCAAGCUGAUGCCCUGUCAGAGAGCGUGAAGGCGUGUGGGACCGAGGCUCUGGCUCUGCUGGGCCAGAUGAAGGAGAAGGACAGCCUGGCUGCAGCCGACACGUUCAAGCUCAAGGCGGCUCUGGAAGGCAUCUUGGCCACUGCAGAGAAACUGCGUCCUCGAGGUUUGGAGCUGCAGCAGGGGGAGCUGGGAGAUUUAGUGGAGCAGGAAAUGGCGGCCACCUCUGCUGCUGUGGAGUCAGCUGCUGCCAGGAUAGAGGAAAUGCUCAACAAGUCAAGAGCGGUUGACACAGGAAUCAAGAUGGAGGUCAAUGAGAGGAUCCUGGCCUCCUGCACAGAGCUGAUGCAGGCGAUCAAGGAGCUGAUACUGUCUUCCAAAGACCUGCAAAGGGACAUUGUGGAGAGCGGCAGGGGGGCAGCCUCCAUGAAGGAAUUCUACGCCAAGAACUCUCGCUGGACGGAGGGCCUGAUCUCUGCCUCCAAAGCAGUGGGAUGGGGCGCCACAGUCAUGGUGGACGCUGCAGAUCUGGUGGUGCAGGGCAAAGGCAAGUUUGAGGAACUGAUGGUGUGUUCGCAUGAAAUAGCUGCCAGCACCGCACAGCUGGUGGCUGCUUCCAAGGUAAAGGCAGACAAAGACAGUGCCAACCUGCACCGUCUGCAGCAGGCGUCCCGGGGCGUCACCCAGGCCACGGCCGCUGUCGUCGCCUCCACCAAGUCUGGGAAAUCCCAGAUCGAAGAGACGGAUACGAUGGACUUCUCCAGUAUGACUCUCACCCAGAUCAAACGACAAGAGAUGGAUGCCCAGGUUCUGGUUUUGGAGCUGGAGACUCGUCUGCAGAAGGAGAGAGAGCGUCUUGGAGAGCUGAGGAAGAAGCAUUACGAGCUGGCCGGGGUGGCAGAGGGCUGGGGCGAGGAGGAGGAGGGCACAGGUUGAUCUGGCCUCCCCCUCCUCCACCACCAGAAGACUUGCUUCUGUCUGCCUCUUUUCCAUUUGUACACACACACACACAUACACACACACACUCACACACGCACUCACACACUCUUCGGUCUCCCUCUUCCAUGUUUUCUUAUCUCUCUUUUCUUUUCUUUUGUAAAAUCCAAGCCAAAUGAAAAGGUGCUUCUUUUCUAAACCCGCUCCUCCUCCAAGUGUGCACAAACUUCCACGAGGACAGCGGAAAGAGUUCAGCAGAGGGGUGUGUUGGACGGAGGAAUAAACAGAUGGACUAAAAGGAGGGUGGAAACAAAAAACAAUAUGAUCUGACUCUACAGCGCCCCCUCCCUCCCCUUCCAACAGGACUGUUUUGCGCUAAUGUCGAGUAUUUAUUUUAUUUCUUUUUCUCCCUGGUCGCCCCGUUAAAGACGUAGCACCACAGCUCGAGCGGUGUCUCCGAGGAAGACUCCACAAGCACAAGUUCUACUCAAGGCAUCCCAGGAUGCACUGCACAAGGGCCAAACCCGUCAGCAGCAGCAGCAGAAGGGGAGAUCAGUGUGACUGUUUACCCCCGCCCCCGCCUCCUCCCCUCCCUCCUUAAAUCAUGUCUCUGUGUUAAAUAGAUGACAUGCAUGCUCUCUUCUCAGUGAAAUGUGUUGUUGUACGUCCGUAGGCUUGUAAAGUUGUGCCACAGUGGGAGCCUUACUUCCUCUCGAUCUACCGGUGCAGCUCGACGUCGCCCGUUCCCGUGUGACCCCUGCCUUCCAUCCCCUAGUUUCUUCCUAUUCUCUUCUCACUGUGAGUUAAUACCUCUCUCGUCCAUGCCGCUCCGCCGGCCGGGUCACUGGAAUCUUCUGCCUUUCACGUCCUCACCGUUGUAACGACCGUAACUGUUAUUCGGGCUGACUGUAUUGUUUUUUUAUAGACAUUCACACUGAGCGAGCGGCGCGGAGUUGUUUCCUAACGUUUAAUCUUCCUUCCCCUGAGCUGUGAGGCUGCUGACUACCUCAUGCUACAUCGUUGAAGGCCAGAAUUAGCGGUGCAUCAUGGGAAGGUCUGAUGAGCAGAGAAGCAUUGUUCCUUGACACUAAUGAUAUGGGGGUGUCCAUUUCCCCUCUUAUAAAGGGAGUAUCCCCCCCAAGCCAUAUAUAUUAAAAAGAAAAAAAAAAAAAAAAAACAAGUUAGGAUAUUAAAAGGUCUGGUACUUUUUUCUGAU